Molecule: messenger RNA, 3650 nt
Organism: Nicotiana tabacum (common tobacco)
Lineage: Eukaryota; Viridiplantae; Streptophyta; Magnoliopsida; Solanales; Solanaceae
Product: protein BLISTER
Biological process (GO): regulation of growth
Source: RefSeq, a predicted model, not a curated record
AUUUGGACAAUCCCACCAACUACUCCCACUUCUUCCACUCCCCUUCCUUUUAAAAACUAACUGAAUUACACUUCUUUUUUUUCAAAAUUCAAGCAAUAGAAACUACCAAUAAAAACCACCAACUACUCCCACUUCCCUCCACUCCCCUUCCUUUUAAAAAGUAACUGAAUUUCUCCUCUUGCAUAUAUUGAAUUAGAAAAAACGUAUAGUUGAAUUGAAUUGACAAUCCUCUUCCAUUUGUAUCUCAUAUGUCGAAAUCAGGUUAGUCUUUUACACCUCUUAUGUCAAUGUAUAAUUUAAUUCGGAUUAGCUUCAGUUUACAACAAGAAUUAACUUUUCAUAAGAUUAAAUUUUUUGAGGUUGUCAACUGCAGAUCAGAAAAUUAAAUUCAUAUCAAUAUGCUCUUUUUCUUUGUUUUUUCCCCAUUCGUGAUUUUGUUUGUUUUCUUAUAUACCACAUACGAGAACUUUCGUCGUAGAGGACUAAGAGGAGAUAACAGGAUCAAUGUGUAUGACCGGGGGUGCACGAACAACUUUCUUGAAGUAUUCUGCUCGAGGAUAGAACCUUCGAAAAACAAUUUCCGUGGAUAUGUACAUGAAGCAUUAAAGUCUAGCAAGGCAGGAAACAUUCAAGUAACAGAAGUUGAUAACUCCGACGGGGAUAGAAGAGUCAAGUAUUUUAACAACGAAAAUCUGUGAGAGAAUUCUUCUAAUGUGAUCAACGAAGGGAGUAUAUAUUCAGUAGUAAGUUUUGUUGAUUGAGAUUUCGGAUUUAAUGGCGUCGGCUCAGGUGCUGCGUAAGCAAGAGCAUUUGCAAGCUGGGAAAAAGAAGCUAGAGGAGUUUCGUAAACAAAGAGCAGCACAGAGGUCUAAAAAGUCUACUUCCAACAAUCAACCUCACAAUUCGGAUGGAGGCUUUGAGAAUCAGCCUCUGGAAAAUGAACCCACAAGAAUCACUGACUCUCGUGGGGCUGGUACAUCUGAUGCAGUUGGUAGAGCAUUUUUAGAGUUACCUCGAGCAGAUGUUAAGCAUGAUUUCAUGAAUCCUGAUCUUGCCCAGAAGAGUAGUUUAGCUUCUUCCUAUGAUGCUAAUGCUAGUUCAACUCAUAGUUUAUACAACAAUGACAAUGAUGCUAGCGCUUCUUCUACUGUUAGUGGAAACAAUAAUGGUUUUGAUUCUUCCAUCUCAGUGUCAUCUCAUUCUGGAGAUAAAGUGCUUAAGGGUGAUGAAAAUCUAAAGUUGUGUAAACAAUUCAGCGAUGGUUAUGAUUCCUCUGAAAAGACGGAAAAUUAUGGAGCCUUAGGAAGUGUUGGAUUUGGAUUUAAGACUAGUCAUUCUACAGCUAAUUUUCAGUCAUCAGCCCCCAGUUACAAUAAAAUUUCCAGUCAGUUUACUCAUGAUGGUCUGGGUAAAAGCAUACCAGAGGAAAACAGCAGAAAGGAUCUUUCUGUAAUAGAUACUGGUACUUCUCAUUCUGCACCUGCUAGGAUUUCACCUGAAUAUUCCCUUGGUCCUCAUCUGCAAGAAAAACCAGGUUAUAUGGAUCGUUUGGCUAGUAGAUUGACUUCCUCGUCAUAUGAAGAUUAUAUGCACCCUGCAACCAGCAGCACAAAUUUUUCUUUGCAAGUUGGGCAAAAGGACAGUGCUGUGGAAGCUAAUAGUUCUAUGGUUUCUGAUACUGGGUAUGGCCAGUUUAGCAGCUCCGGUUUUUAUAUGACCAACAAUUCAUCUUCUUGGCCAUCUGAUUCUAAAUAUGAUGGCAUCAGUUCUGAAGCAAGAAGUUCUUCUAGUUAUUCAAAAUUGCCUCCACCCACUGUUGGGAGGAGAUCUCGUCCAUCUUUCCUUGAUUCCAUCAACAUUUCAAAAGUUCCUGCUAUAUCCUCUUCUCCAACUGAAUCAGUUUCUGCAGACAGAUUUGACCCGAAGGUUCAUCCCACGGACACUUUGGAAUUGUCCAACUCCAGGAACAUGAUGAACUCUUCAACUUUUUCUGCUAAUGGGUCUGAUAAGUUGAAUCAUCAUACUGAGAAAGACACGGGCAACAUGGACAACCAUUAUCAGUUUAAUGCAAAAAAACAGAAUGAAGAUUUUGCAGCUUUAGAACAGCAUAUUGAAGAUUUAACACAAGAGAAGUUCUCUUCGCAACGUGCUCUUGAGGCUUCACGAGCUCUGGCAGAGUCUCUAGCUGCUGAAAAUUCAGCCCUGACAGAGAGUUAUAACCAACAGGGCAGUUUUGUUACCCAAUUAAAGGGCGACAUAGAAAACUUGCAGGCGGAAAUUAAAGCACAACUGGUUGAACUUGAAGCUGUGAAAAUGGAAUAUGCAAACGUACAACUGGAAUGUAAUGCUGCAGAUGAACGUGCGAGGUUAUUGGCUUCUGAAGUGAUUGGAUUGGAAGAGAAGGCACUUCGUCUGAGAUCUAAUGAGCUUAAACUGGAGAGGGAAUUGGAGAAAUCACAAGCUGAAAUAUCUUCUUUCAGAAAGAAAAUGACUAGCCUUGAAAAGGACCGUCAGGAUCUGUUGUCAACAAUUGAUGCUCUAAAAGAAGAAAAGAAGCUCUUGCAGGUGAAACUACGAAAAGCUUCUGGUAAUAGCAAAUCACUUGAUGUUAGCAGGAGUAUUCCUAGUAAAAAAGAUGUAUCGACUUCAACAGAGGAUCUCCGUGAAGAUAAAGUCGUAAAUACUACCAUGGACGACCCUAACUUAGAAGCUCCCAGUACUGAGGGCCCGACCUUUUCAUAUCUGCCUGAGAAUGACCAGCUCAGUCUUGAAAGUUUAUCAACGGCCAUUCCUCCAUAUCAGAUAAGGAUGAUCCAAAACAUCAAUACUUUGGUUUCUGAGUUAGCCUUGGAGAAAGAAGAGUUGAUGAAAGCCUUGUCACUGGAAUCAUCUCAGUGCUCAAAAUUGCAGGAGUUAAAUAAGGACUUGACCCAAAAGCUUGAAGCUCAAACACAAAGAUUAGAGCUUUUGACUUCUCAAAGCAUGGCAACUGGUAACAACCAAACAAGGGAACCAGAUGCUCUAUCCAUGCACGACAGCACCACGUAUGCUGAUGAAGGUGAUGAGGUGGUGGAACGAGUCUUGGGAUGGAUCAUAAAGCUAUUUCCUGGAGGACCAUCAAGGCGGAGAACCAGCAAGCUUAUUUAGUUUCCAUGAUGGAGUUAGACAAGUGUUAUCCAUCAAAAGUUCAUCUUUUCUCCUCUACGCCUUGUAUUUUUUGUGGCCUGAUGGAGAUGGUUUAUGUGUACUAUUAAUGGUUCAUAGUCCCAUUUUUUCCCAGAAGAAGCAAAUUGCUUCUAGGAGGCAUUUUAGAAGAUGUGAUAUUUGAUAAUUUCACAGAUUUGGCAACAGAUCAGAACCUUUGUCCAUUUUUUCCACCUACCGAACGCCCUACAGAGACUGGAGAUGAGAAAUGCUACAGAAAAAGUUAGGGGAUGAUGAAAAACUACUAUGAAGAGACUCAAGAUAAGUUUGUUAAUACUUAUAUUUAGGAGAUGGUUUUACUUGUGAAUUAAUAGGGAACAGGGAGGAAAAGGAUCAAAAUGAUCUUUCUUUUUUUAAAAACUUUUGGUGUUGUCUUAGUACUGAUGUAUUUGUUUUUGGGUCUAAAGCCGAAUAUAUCAAAAGAAUGAUCUCGUUAAUUCUUUCAA